AUGACUGCUGAAUUAUUGCCGAAUCAAGAAUUGUCCCGACUGCUUUCUUCGUAUCAAAAAUUCGUAGAUAAAACAAGACAAGGUGAUCAUGGCAAAACUGCUCAGUUCUAUAUGAUUUAUAUCCAACUAGUUCAUUACUACAUCAUUUUAUCAAGGAGUAUACGCAUGGGUGAUUUUGAAGUAUUCAAACAUAUUAUUCCAAAAAUCACAAAUUUAUUUUUUAUAGUUAAUCAACCAAACUACGCUCGAUGGUGUGUUAAAUACUACGAUAAUUUGAAAAAUGUUGACAAAACACAUCCAGGACUUGAAGAGGACUUUAAAUCUGGAUGUUUUGGAAUUAAAAGAACAGACAAACCGUUUUCACGCAUACCAGUAGAUCUUACGCUAGAACAGACUAUAAAUGCAGAUGCAGCUAAACGGCUGAGUGGUAUUGCACAUUUUACAAAUUCGAUAGCUGCACGUCAACGCUGGACAAAAAGCCACAGUAUAAGGGCUGCUUUGAUUUCUCAUGUUAUCGAUGUUUGUGGAUUAAGACACAUACAAGACGUUACAACAGAUUUACAACCUAAUCGGAUUAAAAUUAGUGAAAAACAACUUGCCGCUUUUAUUGACAUUUUUGAAAAGAAUUGUAAUCCGUUCGAUCCAGACUUAAACAACGAUAAUCUAUACAAUAUAGCUACUGGGAAGCCAGUCUCCGAAAAUAUUGCUGACUUUCUACUGAAUAUCGAAGAAAAUGGUGAUGAGUUAAGAAAGCAGUUGAUUACUGAAUGUGCUGAAGAUGGAUCUAGAUUUGACAAACCUAUAAAAAAAAAAAAAAAUUCUUAACUUCGCUGAGGCUCCAAAGAAAAAAAAAUUAAUCCUUGGGAACAAAGUUGUCGAGCUGAGGAUGCAAAGGGAUUUAUUUGGGAGAAUGUUGGGAAUAUCUUUAACUCAUAAAGUUGAUAUUGAAAAAGUAUUAACAUUUCCACUGACACCAAUACCAACAUCGAUGUGCCACGCAGAUGGUAGUAUUUGCAAAACUGAUAAAUCUCAAUUAGUUAAAUUGAUUGAGAAAAAAAUCGGUGAUGACGUCGAUAAGCCACCUUCGUGUUUUAAUGUAGCUAUUUUAGAUGGUUUCUUCAUGUUACACCUAAUGAAAGAAGUACCUGUAACCUUCGAUGCUUUAUCUAAAAAAUUCCUCAGUAUGAUACUACGAUUUAAAUCCAAUCGUGUCGAUAUUGUCUUCGAUCAAUAUUUUACACCAUCAAUCAAAGAUUUUAAGCGUUCACGGCGAGAUGAAUUGAUCAGCGAAGUUACAAUCGGGCCCAAUCAAAUUCGUCCACAAAAUUUUGUAGCUGAGCUAAAGAAUAUAUAUUUUAAAGAAGCUCUUGUUAAUUUUUUAUUGACCAUUGGGCUGGUGAUGAAAUGGCUCCGAUCAUUGGGAAUAAAAUAAUUUAUGUGAACUUCAACAAGUGCUAUUCAUAUCGGGUUGAAAAUAAUAAAGUUAUUAAAAGUGUUGAAGACUCUUUGUCUUGCGAAGAACAUGAAGAAGCCGAUUCUCGAAUAAUAUAUCACAUUUGCCAAAUAGAUGUCGAUGCUGAAGUUGUAGUACGCUGCUCAGAUACAGAUAUUUUAAUAAUACUUCUUGGUAACAUGGAUAAUUUGAAUGCAUCAUUAAAACUCUGGAUGAAUUUGGGUGUUGGAAAUCACGAAAGAAUUUUAAACGUCAACGAAAUAUAUAAAAUUCUAGGAAAUUCUUUAUCAAAAGCUCUACCGUGUUUUCAUGCACUCACAGGAUGUGAUUACACCCCAGCUUUUUUCCGGAAAGGUAAACUACGACCAUUUAAACUAUUAGAACAAUCAGAACAGUAUCAGUUAGCCUGUCAAAAUAUUACAACAGAUGAUGAAGAUUUGAUGGAUGAGACAUUUAGGAUCUUAGAAAAGUUUAUUUGUCAUAUUUACGGAGUUCGAGAUUCUUGGAACGUUAAUGAAGUUCGGUUCCAUCUGUUUUCAAGUACUUAUCAGUCUAAAAAAUCAGAUGAUAAUUUUGAAAAAAAGUUCCGUAAUUUUGAUCCAUCAAGUCUACCACCAAGUAAAUCAGAGUUAUAUCAACACUUACUACGAGUUCGUUACGUCACGAAGUUUUGGAGAAAUGCUCAUUUAAAACACCCAACAUCUCUAUCACCUCAAGCUUCUGGCUGGACCAUUAAUAAUGAUAAAUAUGACUUUGUCUGGUUUGUUGGGGAGCAAUUACCAACAUUAGUUACCGACAUUAUUAUUAAAGGUAAAAAUUGAAAUUAAAAUACAAAUAAAUUUCUUGACCGAAAGAUAGUAAAAUUUUUGAUUCUAUUACAGAUAACAGCUUAUUACGAAAUGAUAAUAAUUCAAAGGACGAUGAUGACAAUGAUAAUGACAGCAGUGAUGAAGAUGAAGAUGAUGAUGAUGAUUAUCAAGAUGUCUCCGUUUUUUGUGAUACAAUUAUGGAUUAAAAAAUCUAACUUUCAUUCUUAUGUAGCCAUCCAAAUUUUGGUGCUUUUUCAAACUUAAAAUUGGUCAUUAUAUUAUUUUUGUACGAAAAUAAAGUAUUAUUUAUUUACGGUAUCCAUCUAUAAAUAAAUUCUAUAGUUUUAAUCCUUCUUUGCUCAUUUAUUAGACGAUUAAUUUUCUAAACCAAGCUAAAUGAUAAUAUAUCACUUUACACUUUAUAUCGGUCUGGCAAAAGGUUUAACAACCGAUUAAUUAUCUGGCAAAUUAAUUCUGAGCUUUUAGAUACUUAAAUAACAUGCUGUAAAAAUUUCAACUAUACUAAAAUAUUUUGAAAAAAAAUUUUUUUUUAAUUCAAAAUUGUCGUUUGGCACAGUUUAAACAACAACAAAAAUAUCUGGCAAUAAUAAACUUUUGUUGCGAAUAGUUUAAUAAAAAUAAUAAAAAAAAAAAAACUUCUUAAAAUGAUUUGAAAUCUUAAGAUUUUACCUGUACAGGUACGAUGCGCACUGAUGAACGCAACCACUACGGCCAGCCAGGUAGCCCGUAUGAUAUCCAGGGGAGUGACAGAGAUGGCAUAUCUAAAAACUGGCCUACCUGAAAUUCUUGCUCAAAAACGUUGCCAGCUCUUAGACUAUAAAAUUUGUCGAAAAAAUUACGUCAUUCGACAUUUUUGUCGAGUUCGACACCAUCUCUAAUGCCGAGAAUUGGCCCCCAGUCCGUUGUUAGGACAAUUUUCACAUUACAAAUAAAGAGUUGCCCACCGCUGAAAAGCUAAGAAAAAAAAAUUAAGGAAGAUAUUAAUUUUAAUGGAUCGGAACGCAGUCUGCGCAGAAUACUAAAUAGUUUAGGCUUCAGAUGGAAAAAAGCCGAAAACAAUAGGCGAAUUAAAAAAAAAAUCAAACAUCAGAUUGCUAUCGAAUUUCUUAAAACGCUGUUGAAAUAUAGAGAAGAAGGGAGAACCAUUAUUUACACAGAUGAGUCAUGUUAAUUCGUCUCAUUUAGAUGUAAACAUUAAAUUUUACUUUUAUUCGCAUAUUUGUGUGCUGUUAUCUUGUCUGGUUAUAAAUUAAUGAAAAAUAAUCCUUACAUCUCUUAUUACAGGUUCUAAAACAUGGUCAGAUGGAUCUUUGAAGGGUAUUAAAAAACCAAUUUCAAAAGGACAGCGGGUAGUCAUAGUGCAUGCUGGAUCGGAAGCUGGAUUUAUCCCCAAUACGUUACUUCUAUUUAAAGCUUGAGCUAAAUCGAGGGAUUAUCAUGACAACAUGAAUUUUGAAAACUAUACAAAGUGGCUUCGCACCCAGCUAAUACCAAACCUGCCGCCAAAUUCAGUGUUAAUUAUUGACAACGCAUCGUACCACAAUAAACAGUUCGAUUCAGCCCCUACUUCGAAUGCCAAGAAUGCCGACAUGCAAAGGUGGUUGUCAGAAAAGGGCAUAGCUUUUGAAGAAAGCAUGCUUAAACCCCAAUUGUACAAAUUGAUAAAAUUAAACAAAAAUAAAUACAAAAAAUUUAGCAUCGACCAAGUACUGGCAGAACACGAUCAUAGUGUUCUGCGAUUGCCGCCCUACCACUCGGACCUAAAUCCAAUAGAAAUUGCAUGGGCGGCAAUAAAAAGCCAAGUAGCUAGUAAAAAUAUAAAAUGGAAUGUGUCCCAUGUAAUGGACCUAAUUAAGAAGAAAGUGGCACUAAUGGGCGCCGAGGCAUGGGUCAAGUUGUGCCAAAAAGUAAAAAAAAAUAGAAGCGGAGUACGUCAAAAGUGACCAUAUCGUAGACACAGUCACUGAAGAGUUUAUUAUUUACGCCAGUGACGACAGCGAUGAGAGCGACUUGGACGAGAGUUUUGUCGAUGAUCAAGAGCCACGUCCUUCCGCUAGCUCCAGUAGAACUUAUUCUUGCCAAGUUAGGUGCCGGCUACUGUACCCUCGGGAAGCGAAGACGGUCAAGACUAUUCGAGUGCGGAAAGUGAUGAUGACACGGAAAAAAUCAGAGAAAACUUGGACUAAAUGACUGGAGAUAGUGACUCUGAAAAUGAAACUGAGCCUACUAGGUAAGCACCAUUAUCUUCCACUUACUAUAGCACGCCCUUCGUUGAAAACAACUCCUCCACCGAAACAAAUCCUCAAGCCAGCAUUUCCGAGCCAAGUACCGUAAAAUGGGGUGAAUAGGGAUCCAGGGGUGAAUAGGGAAAAUCUAGUAUCUAGAGAGAAAAUUAUUCGCGGGGCCAUUUCGCAGGUUACGUUGGGUCGGUAAAACAGUCCUAGUCGGUAAAUCAGUCCUAGUCGGUAAAUCAGUCCUAGUCGGUAAAACAGUCCUAGUCGGCAAAACAGUCCUAGUCGGUAAAACAGUCCUAGUCGGUAAAACAGUCCUAGUCGGUAAAACAGGCCUUAUAAUAUUUUGAAUCGAGUUGAGGGAGGGUGAUUUUGAAAUUUUGUUGUUGUAAAAAUAUAACUAACUCAUCGACUUAAAACUUUGAAUUACUUAAUUAUCGCUGAUUAGUGUCUGAA
This is a messenger RNA of Spodoptera exigua (beet armyworm), 4970 nucleotides long. The record is from the annotation of a GenBank genome assembly. NCBI's taxonomy places the organism in Eukaryota, Metazoa, Arthropoda, Insecta, Lepidoptera, Noctuidae.